This is a messenger RNA of Amaranthus tricolor (Joseph's coat), 878 nucleotides long. RefSeq lists its product as uncharacterized. Lineage: Eukaryota; Viridiplantae; Streptophyta; Magnoliopsida; Caryophyllales; Amaranthaceae. The transcript has a single exon. The record is from RefSeq and is a predicted model, not a curated record. Gene Ontology annotation, molecular function: carbon-sulfur lyase activity. Bases 91 to 519 code for a protein of 142 amino acids.
AGAUAAAAUCACUUCCUCUCCUCACUCGACCGAACAAAUUAAAAAAAAAUCCUUUUCCUAUUUCCACUCAUCUCUCAAUCUCCAUUCUUCAUGGAUUCAAAACCAGACUCGAUCUCAAACUUAGUAACCCACAAAGGAGGAUGCCAUUGCAAGACAAUAAGAUGGAAAGUAGAAGCACCCAAAUCCUUAACAGCAUGGAAAUGUAACUGUUCUAUCUGUACUAUGAGAGGCAACAUCCAUUUCAUAGUCCCAUCAAAUCAUUUUCAUUUACUCUCUGGACAAUCAAAUAUCAGUUCCUACACUUAUGGAACUCACACUGCUAAACACACUUUCUGUAAUGUUUGUGGUAUCACUUCCUUCUAUACUCCUCGCUCUAACCCUGAUGGGAUUGCUGUUACUUUAGCUUGUGUUGAUCCUGGAACAUUGACCCAUGUUCAAAUUAAGAGCUUUGAUGGUGUUAAUUGGGAAAAUUCUUACUCUCUUACCGGGAUUUCUUCUUGUUCCAAGAUCUCAUCUUGAGGUUUUUUUGUUGGGAUGUUCAAGAUUGUUUUUUUUUUCUUUUUUUUCAACUACUCUAGUUAAAAACUGUGCCUAAAAUAAGAUGCUCAUAUUUUUAUUUUUUCUUUAAUUUGUAUUAAUUGGACUAUUUAGUUCAUAUAUCUAAUGCGUCUCUCGGAGAAAAUCGUCUCUCACAACAAUUUGAGUUUUUAGGGUAAAUUGGUUGGAUUGAUUCAAGCUAUAGGUUGUGUUUGUGAGAGAUUUUGGGUUUUGGGAAGUUGGGUUUGAUAUUUUAGAAGCAAAUUUGGAGUUCAAGAUGCAUUAAGCUUGAAAUUUGUUGUUGUAAUCCAAGUAUGAUUGAGUUGUUGGAAACUAGUAAA